AUGCCAGAAAUCAAACUUCAAUCAGCUAUCAUCUUGAAAGGCCCGGGUGAAGCCAGUGUGGUUAAAGACUUAUCCAUUCCAUCGCCUGGAAUUGGCGAAGUUUUGAUCAAAGUGCAAGCAGUAUCUCUCAAUCCAUCGGACUGGAUGGCACGGGAUCAUCUCGGAAGACCUGGUGCGGGAAUGGGCUUUGACUUCGCAGGUACGGUAUUAGAAGUGGGCGAAGGCGUUCAGAAAGUGAGGUCUGUUGGAGACCGUGUGGCUGGGUUUGUUCAUGGAUGCCACGGUGCCAACUAUUCUAUUGGUGCUUUUCGUGAAUAUUUGACUGCAGAUGCUGCUCUCUUAAUUCACAUACCCUCUAACUUGGAAUUCACCGAGGCAGCCACGCUCGGUAUGGGUGUUAGCACAGCAGCUCAACACCUUUAUCAGAAUUUACCAUUGCCAAUUCCCUGCAAGACAUCAGUGCGCACAAACCAAGCCAUUCUAAUAUAUAGCGGAAGUACCGCAACUGGAAGUCUGGCAAUUCAGUUAGCUAAAUUAUCCGGCUUCAAAGUAAUUACAACCUGCUCCGAGAAAAAUAUUCCCUGGCUCCACAGCCUUGGUGCAGAUGCAGUAGUCGACUACAACCAAAUCGACGCAAUCCGCCAAGUUCGCCGCCAUAUCGAGGAUCGCGGCCUCUUCAUAAUCUUAGACUGCGUCUCCAAAGACGCAACCGCUGCCUUCUGUUACCAAUGCUUCGCGCCCCCGCUCAGUGCCGGAAACGAAAAUGCCCCUUGGACUUUCUACUACGCCUCGCUCAUGCCGGUGAAGAAUCUCCCCCCACCGCCAAUAAUGAUUCCUAAGUCGGCAAUUAUCCAUGCGGAGUGGAAUAUGGUUUUCACUUGUUUUGGACGACGGUUUACAAUCGUUAAUGAGGGACUUGGAUUGAAUCGGACCUGGGAGCCGUCGGCUGUGGAUAGGGAGUUUAUGACUUUUUUCUAUCGUUGUGUAGAGCAGAUCAUUCCGCUGGGGAAGAUAAAGCUUAUGCCGGUGGAAGUCAGAGAGGGGGGUCUUGAAGGUGUUUUGGAGGGGAUUCAGCUUGUUAAAGAUGGUGGUGCGCUGGGGAAGAAAUUGGUUUAUGCGCUGUGA
This is a messenger RNA of Penicillium atrosanguineum, 1125 nucleotides long. RefSeq names its product zinc-binding alcohol dehydrogenase family protein. The coding region runs from base 1 to 1125 and encodes 374 amino acids. Gene Ontology annotation, molecular function: oxidoreductase activity, acting on NAD(P)H. The transcript has 3 exons. Lineage: Eukaryota; Fungi; Ascomycota; Eurotiomycetes; Eurotiales; Aspergillaceae. The record is from RefSeq and is a predicted model, not a curated record.